AUGGCGUGCUGGCGGAGAGGAGGUGGUGGGAGUCCCUCAGGCUGGCUCAGGCCGGGCUGGAAGUCACUGGCCCUCUUGUUAUCCCUCGUGACUCUGGUGCGCUCAACAGAGGUUGCGCAGCUGGGGACUCGCGCCUUCUCAGGUUCUGUCACCUGCCACGAAGACAGAAUGACAGUGGAGUUUUCAAGCGACCUUGGCCCCGAGAACUGGCAUGCCUCUGUGCUGGAUCCCUUUGGUCUUGAAAUGCUGAAUUGCACUUACAUCCUCAACCCAGAAAAGCGCACCCUACAGGCCCCCUAUGAGACCUGCACCAGCAGGGUGCUUGGCCAGCACCAGAUGACCAUCCGGCUCACAGACAACAGGGCUGCUGCUGGAGGACACGAGGCUUUCAUGUAUCAGGUCAGCUGUCCGGCCGUGCAGGCCGGAGGGGCCCAGGAGCACCCAGGAUCCACCCUAUGCACGAAGGAGGGCAUGUCUUUUACCUUUCAUGGUGUUCCUGGCUUGGCUGAUGAAAAUAUGGAGCAGAUGGGAUGGAGCAUUGAGGUUGGCCACGGCGCAGAAGCCCACACUCUGACCCUUCUGGAGGCCCUGGCGCAGGGAUACAACAUCCUAAUUGACGACUACAAGAUGACCAUGCAGGUGCCGUUCAAUGCUACCGGAGUGACCCGCUACACGCAAGGUCACAGUCAUCUCUACAUGGCGCCUCUGAAGCUCAUCCAUAGAAUUCUUGGACAAAAGGUCAUUUUAGCAGCACAAGUGAUUUGCUUAUCAGGCCCUGUGACCUGCAAUGCCACGCACAUGACUCUCGCCAUCCCAGAGUUCCCUGGGAAGUUAAGAUCCGUGAGUGUUGGAAACAGAGACAUCCCCGUGAGCCAGCUGCAUCAGCACAGCAUUGGGACGGAGGCAGCAGGGGGCCUGAGGCUGCACUUCAGCAAAGCUCUUCUCCAAACGAAAUCCUCAGAACAGUGCCUGCCCUACCAGUUCUACUUACCGUCACUCAAGCUGACUUUUUCCUUUCUCCAAGAGACAGCGUCCACGGUGGUUCACCCUGAGUGUCUCUGUGAGUCGCCAGUCCUUACAGCAUCUCAUGCCACUCUGACAGCAGGCGAGCUGUGCACCCAGGACGGGUUCAUGGAUGUCCAAGUCCACAGCCACCAGCUGAGCCCCGCUCUCAACCUGGCCACCCUCAGAGUGGGGGACUCCUCCUGCCGGCCCCGCCUCGCCGCCGCGCCCCGGGGGCUGGCGCGGUUUCGCAUUCCUCUGAACGGAUGUGGGACCACCCACCGGUUCGAGGGCGGCAAGGUCAUCUACGAGAAUGAGAUACGUGCGCUCCGGGCCGGGCUUCCUCCACGCGCCGUUUCCAGAGCCGGGGAGCUCAGGGUGACCGUGAGGUGCCACUACCGCGCGGGGACCGUGCUCACCAACGCCAGCGUCCAGGGCCCGCCCGCCGCGGGGCGCUGGGUGCGGCGGGGGCCGCUGGCCUUCCGCCUGCAGGCCUUCCCAGACCGGUCCUACCUGCGCCCGUUCGCGGACGGGGACUACCCGGUGCCGCGGCGCCUCCGCCAGCCCAUCUUCCUGGAGGUGAGCGUGGUCAACAGGACGGACCCCAACAUCCAGCUGGUCCUGGGCGACUGCUGGGCCACGCCCGCCACCGACCCCGCCGCCCGGCCCCGCUGGACGGUGGUCAAGGACGGCUGUGAAUACACCCUGGACCCGCACAGAACCACCUUCCAUCCCAUUGGCUCCUCGGUGGCUUACCCUGCCCACUACCGGAGGUUCGAGGUGAAGACCUUUGCCUUCGUGUCAGCUGCCGGAGUGCUGGCCAGCCUGGUCCACUUCCACUGCAGCGCCUCCCUCUGCGACCUGCACUCCCCCCUCUCCAUGCCGUGCUCCAGGGCCUGCCCUGCGUCACCGAGGAGCAGGCGAGCCUCGGGGGCCACUGAGGAAGAGGAAACAACAAUAAGUCUGCCGGGACCCAUCCUCCUGUUGUCAGAGGGCUCCACGGGCAGAGACUCAGACACUGCAGGGCACGGAGAUGCUGGAUACGUUGCUUUCAAAGCCACGGCCGUUGUAGUUGUGUCCGCAGGCAUGCUAGCAGCUUCAGGCCUCGUCUUUUACCUGCUCAAGAAAAGAACCAGGAUGUCAAAUCAGUGA
Messenger RNA from Pipistrellus nathusii (Nathusius's pipistrelle), 2154 nucleotides. The record is from the annotation of a GenBank genome assembly. NCBI's taxonomy places the organism in Eukaryota, Metazoa, Chordata, Mammalia, Chiroptera, Vespertilionidae.